Messenger RNA from Trichomycterus rosablanca, 1720 nucleotides. RefSeq names its product wingless-type MMTV integration site family, member 9B (gene wnt9b). NCBI's taxonomy places the organism in Eukaryota, Metazoa, Chordata, Actinopteri, Siluriformes, Trichomycteridae. The record is from RefSeq and is a predicted model, not a curated record. The transcript has 4 exons. Bases 1 to 1074 code for a protein of 357 amino acids. Gene Ontology annotation, molecular function: cytokine activity; frizzled binding. Gene Ontology annotation, cellular component: extracellular region. Gene Ontology annotation, biological process: neuron differentiation; multicellular organism development; canonical Wnt signaling pathway.
AUGCGCGCCGGGACCGCCUGUCUGCUCCGCCUCAGCGCGCUCUGCCUCAUCCUGCACUCCCACACUGCAGCAGCUUACUUUGGGCUCACAGGUCGGGAGCCGCUGGCACUGUUACCGAGUCCGUACAGCAGUGAGUCUGCAGGAGGAAAAGCGCACAUAAAGCAGUGUGAGCAGAUGCAGUUGACUCGAAAGCAGAAGCGCGCAUGUCGGAGGGAACCGGGACUGGCGGACACGCUGCGGGAAUCUGUGCGCCUCAGCCUGCUCGAGUGUAAAUACCAGUUCCGCAACGAGCGCUGGAACUGCACCCUGGACGGCCAGGGAAGCCUCCUGAAGAGAGCUUUCAAGGAAACGGCCUUCCUUCUGGCCGUGUCCUCAGCGGCUUUGUCGCACGCGCUGGCCAAAGCCUGCAGCUCAGGACGCAUGGAGCGCUGCACGUGUGACGACUCGCCGGGCCUGCAGCAGCGAGAAGCGUGGCAGUGGGGAGUGUGUGGGGACAACCUGAAGUACAGCACCAGGUUCCUUAAGAAGUUCCUGGGCCAGAAACAAGCCAGCAAGGACCUGCGGGCUCAGGUCGAUACGCACAAUAUAAACGCUGGCAUCCGGGCUGUAAAGAAUGGACUGGUGACGACCUGCAAGUGUCACGGAGUCUCGGGCUCGUGUGCAGUACGGACGUGCUGGAAGCAGCUCUCGCCCUUUUACGUCACAGGCCAGCUGCUGAAACACCGCUAUGAUACAGCUGUGCGAGUCCUCAGCGUCACUAACGCUGCCACAGGAGACACCGAACUGGCCGGGCCAGCACGGCGAGGUGACGCGGCUCCCAGGCCUAACCCGACCGAGCUGGUCUUCCUGGAGGAGUCGCCCAGCUUCUGUCGGCCGUCACGGUACUCGCCCGGGACUGCUGGACGCUCGUGCGCGAAGGACACAAGCUGUGGGAGCCUGUGCUGCGGCCGGGGAUAUAACACUGCGCUGCGGCUCGUUACGUUCUCCUGCAACUGCCAGGUACGCUGGUGCUGCCACGUGGAGUGCCAGACCUGCCUCAGAGAGGAGGAGGUCUACACCUGCAAGAAGCACUAAGAGAGAGGUGGACAAAGACAUUAAAGAGAAACAAUGAGAGGUGUUUGGAUGAGGGAGUAAAUAAAAACUAAACAAAAGAGAUUAAAUACAAGGAGAUCUGGGUAAGAGACAGUAAAUCUCAAUGAUUGAAGAUCCUGUAGAUGGAUAGAUGGAUAGUUCACUCUCUCAAAACUCUGGCCUCUUGAACAAGUCUGGACGGAGAUGGAGCCCCAGGGCGAGGCUGUCCACAAGAGGAGAUGCAGUCCUGUCAUGGAAAACCAAAACACGUCAUGAAUUCCAUCUUGUUGCCCACUGAAGUUGCUUCAAGCGCACAAGAGCUGCUUAUUGAUGUCUCAGCAGGACUGAUCUUCAGCUUCUUUGAAUCUAACUGUCUUUCUACAUGUGCCUUAUUUUGCAGGACACCUAUAGUAGGUAAAGGGGUUGGUGAGAAGGUCAGAAGGUCGAACAUUGUGCAACCCAAAAGCAAUUUGUAAAGGGGAGCUGGCCGUGUUCCAGUGAUCCACCUUUUAACCCUCCGGUCUGUCUGCCUAAUUGCCUUGUAUGCAAGGAUCAAAGUGAGGAUCAAGUCGUAUGCUAAUCUUAUAAAGCACUUAUAUUCAUUAUCCUGUGAGUACUAAGUCGUGGUGGUUAAAACGUCCUGUGGUUG